CUCGGCGAAGGUUCCGGAGCUCGCGCGCGCCCCCCGCCCCGCCCCGCCCGCGCCGCCGCUGUCACUCGCCGCCCGGCUCCGGUGCGGACACCCGUGCAGCGGCAGGUAACUUUGAGAGAUGGCGGAGCAGCGUCAGGACGUCACCAUGAUGGAGGAUCAUGCAGCUGGCCAGGAGAAGCACAUCCCAUCAGGCUAUCCCCUUCAGAUACCAGUCGAUGAUGGAUCGGAUGAGCCUGUUUCUGAAACAUCUGACGCUAAGAGCACCCCAACUACGGAAGAUGCCACAGCACCUUUAGUGGAGGAAGGAGACCACGAGGAUCAGGGUGGUGUCGAACAGCACGGGGAGAUCCCAGAAGGAACCACAGCUGAAGAGGCGGGCGUAGGAGCCACCCCCAACCUGGAGGACCAUGCUGCAGGAGAUGCCGCUCAAGAGGAGCCAAGCUCUCCAAAGCUACAGCCUGGCCCUCAGGAGCAUGUGGGAGAUGCCAUAAAAAGAGAAAGCCAGCCCACAAAGCAGGUAGCUGGGGUUCUUCAGCAGCCUCUUCUCUCACAUGAAACGAAGGCUACAACAGCAGCUCCCACCAGAAUUGAGGUCACCAUCCCAAUACCCCUGGAUAUGUACCAAGACUCCAGACCGUCUGAAGACGACGAUGAGUUGUGGGAUCAUCGAGGCAGAGAAGGCAUUGGUGUGGAUCCAGCGUUGGGAACAGAGCUGGGUCGUGAUACACGCACUGAGGGGUUGGCAGGAGCAGGUGGCAGAGAUGACUCCCAUUUCAAAGACGGGCCAUCUCCUUUAUAUACCAGUGCUCCAUUAAAAGAAGAUGCCAGUGGGCGGGAAAUAGAUGAGGACCGUGAUAUUGAUGAAACUUCUGAACAGGAUUUGCUUUCCCUGGUGGGACAGAAUGUUUCACCAGGACCUGAAAUGGGCUUGUGUCCAGAAUCAGCCAUGGAAGGUCAGGAAGAGUAUGUCUUUGAAGAAAAUAAGUCCAAAGAUGUCCUCAGAGACAUACCAAGAGAGGCACUUUGUGUUGAAACUGAAUCACAUAAAGCAGAAGAGGACCAAGAGGGGAGGAGAGAGCCAUUGAGGGGGGUAGAAGAGACAGAUGUCACCCCAUCAAAACCUUCUGAAAUCAUCUUCCAAAAAGAAGCAAGGGCAGGGGAGGAAGAAGAUUCUGGACCCGUGAUAGAAAAAGCCAAACUCCCCAUUGAGUUAAAAGAUGACGUGGAAGACAAAGAUACUGCUUUGGAAGAGGCUGUGCCAGAUACAGGGGAACGCCACACGCCCAAGAAGAAACCUUGUGCCCACGUUGCAGAUAAAGCCGUCAGUCGCGUCCCUCUCCUAAAAGGUCGUAUUAACAGCAAAGACAAGGAAGGGACUGAAGCUGAGGAAAAGAAACCAAAGAAAUCCUCAUCUUCCACUGCCAAACCCCUAGGCGAUAGACCCUCCAUUCCCCCCCAGCGACACACCUCCUCUAGCACAACCCCUUCGAAAACACCCUUCAGCCCUGCUUCCACCUCUAAAAGAGUCUCUUCUGUCACAUCCCGACCUGCCAGUACAGGAACACAAGAAACAAAAGCCAAGGGCCCGGAGAUGAGAGGUGGCACGAAGACGGCCACGCCGCGGUCUGCAGCCGGGCAGGCUCAGAGGAACUCCACCAAUGCCACGCGCAUCCCAGCAAAGACACCCACAGCCCCCAAGACACCCCCCAGCUCCGGCAGAAAGGAGCAGAAAAAACCACCUCCUGCAGCAGCAAAGUCUGAGAAAGGUGAGCAGCCAAAGUCUGGAGACAGAAGCGGUUACAGCAGUCCCGGCUCCCCCGGGACUCCAGGCAGCCGUUCCCGCACCCCCUCUCUGCCCACCCCACCAGCCAGGGAGCCCAAGAAGGUAGCAGUGGUUCGCACACCACCGAAAUCUCCUGCGUCUGCCAAGAGCCGCAUCCAGCCGUCGGCCGCACCCAUGCCUGAUCUGAAAAAUGUGAAGUCCAAAAUUGGCUCAACUGAAAACCUGAAGCACCAGCCCGGAGGCGGCAAGGUGCAGAUUAUUAAUAAGAAGCUGGACUUUAGCAGCGUUCAAUCCAGGUGUGGCUCAAAGGAUAAUAUCAAACACAUCCCAGGAGGAGGCAGUGUGCAGAUUGUUAAUAAGAAGUUGGACUUUAGCAGCGUUCAAUCCAGGUGUGGCUCAAAGGAUAAUAUCAAACACAUCCCGGGAGGAGGCAGUGAUGGGUGGCCUCUAGCAGACAGUGACGUAGUUGCUGAUGCAGUAGAUGGAUAGAUUUAUAAGCAAAUGCAGUCCUCGUUGCUUAACCUACUGCUAAAUUGGACAUGACUCUGCACAGCAUGUGAAAGAGCAGGUUCCCGCUCACUCCUACCAGGCAAGUAUAUGAUCCAUGCAAAUAUUAAGCUUCUCCUUGCUAAUGAAUGUCUGGCAGUGCCCAUGGAGGCUGAGCCUAAAGUAAUAUUGAGCUAAUGGAUUUCAACGCUGGCAUUUCCAGCCGUUCCCAGAUAAAUAGCCGGGCUCAGCUUUCAGUAAACUGUGACAGAAACCUGGAGAAACUCCACAGAGGUUGGUGGAUUUACACCAGUCUCUCCGGAGACAGAGUUUGGGUCCAGGAAGGAUGAUGGACCGAGGAAGGCGCAUCACUGAGACCCCAAACAUUGCCACCCAGGGUCUGUGGUUGCCUGAUCUGUGACCAUCUGAGGAAGCAAUCUGGUGCUUCUCAGAUGUUCUCGAUGGAUUUUCUUUGUGUUGUUUUCCAUCUCUGUGGAUGCCCUCCCUGAGAAACUGAGCAUUGCGGAGGGCGUGGCGCUUAAGCAUUGGGACCUAACUGGGUUUGCAACCUCCGUCUUAAAUUUGAUGUCAUUCUGCAUUUAUUUAACGGGCCAGAGGAGCUGCUUUGCGGAGGUCAGACCUCUGUGAAGCAGGUUCCGUGCUUGUUCUGCUCUUUCUUGCCCCAGGGUCCUGCACUGGCUGGACUCCUGGUGCGUGGUGGACCACUUAUUACGCCAGGAGUUAGUGUUCGUCACGAAUCAUCUGUGCUGUGGCUGGAAAUUAGCUUCAGCACAAGGUGGUGAGCUCAUCCUUUUCUCCAUGGAGAGCUCACACCAUGGGCAAGCAUUUGCAGCUGCAGUGGCUGCACAGGGUUCAGAAUUACCUGGAUUUUUGGCUGGAGGUUGUCAUCCCUCCCCAGGCUCUGCCAGCAGUGAAAAUCGUGUGAUCACUGCCUGGCUGCAUUGACACAGAAAGCAGCAGCUUAGCUCUGGGUGCGGGCACUCGGAGCAAAGCCAUGUGCUGACGUGGCCAGAGCGUGGCUGCGCAGGCUGCCCUGGCAGCAGAGCCGUGCCUUGGGGCUCCCCUGAUAGAGGGGCAACAAGAGACCACCGCAGUUCGAUGGCCAUUAUGUCUUAAUCCUCCACGAUGCUGUCAGCAGUGACUGCCUGCCCAGCCCUUGCUGCUUCAAGAGGAAUGAACUGUUGCUACAGUAACCUGGGGUUGGUAUCUUUUUUUCUUUUUUUUUUUUUCUUUUUUUUUUUUUUUUUUUUCUUUCCCCCAAGCCAGUGGAUGCUCUGACAAAGUGAUGCAUUAGGCAAAAGCUGACCUAAGCAUCGCUGAUGCUGAGAGGUGGGAUCCCCAGGUCUCUGGCACUGGUUUCCCAGGCAAGCAACUCAGUGCCCCUUUUCCUUUCUUGCUGGAAUGGGGAGGACCCUUCUCUGCUCCCCCACAGGAUGGUAAGGGUUAAUGGAGUCCUGUCUGUAAAAAAAAUGGGAACUGGAAUGAGAGCAGAAAGUGUUUCAAUUGCCGAUUGCUUGCUCUGGAAAUGGGAGCUUGUUCAGUCCCAGGCCCCAACGGUGCCUGAAUUGCUCACAGGCCCUUUGGGGUCACGGCUGGGAUUAGAAAGGCACCAGCUCUCCUUUUGGAGUCUGUUUCCUGCCUUCCGACUGAAUCUAGCUCUCUUCCUGCCCAGUGCAUUAAACGUGUGGUCUUCCCCCAACGCUGUCUUCAUGUCUGUGUCUGCCAUGUGCUCCCAGACCCCAGGGUUGUUUUUCUCCCCUCUCUCUGUCUCCACUCUCUGUCAAAUGUGCCUCUUGGUAUGUGUGAGCAUUGGAGACAAGGCAGGCCCGUGUGCACGGUGCUCUGGCUCCGGGACGGCGGCACCGAGCCUCUGUUCCCCCCCUCUUUUUCCUGGCUGUGUGAUGGAGGGGGAGAGUGUUUCUCUGUGGUGUGCACAACCACGGUCCAGCACCUGGCUCUGAGGGUGAUGGGGCCAACGUGAGAGCUGAAGGUUGCACCUUCACCCCAGGGCUUUUGAGUCAGCACAGGGUGCUCAGGUGCGAUGCAGAGCAGUGCCUACGGUGAAUCCUUUGUGCUGCUUCUCAGCCGUGUUGGUCCGCAGGUUGCCUGGCUGCUUGGAGAGGAGUCAGCUCCUCUGCAAAGGUCCCUUUGGUGUUAGCACAUCCUUCCUGAGACCUGGGAGAGCAGCACGCCCACCGUGGUGCUUGGUGAAAACACGGAGAGCAGCGUACCCUCCCCUUGAAACCCAGGCUAUUCCUGAGAGCCAGACGCUUCCCAGCGAGUAGGAACCAACCUUGAGGCGUUGGUGACCCAGUUUCUCCUGCGCAGCCCCACUGACUACACCGACAGCUGAUUCACGCAGAGGCAUGAGUCCAAAACCAGGGUCCAAGGUCACCUCUGGGGGCAUGGGAAUGUUUCCUCCCCCCUUUGUCUCCCGAUCCCGAUUUCUCUGGUGUGUAUGUGCUGUGGUUUGCCAUCCCUGACACGCCUGGUGGUCCCAGACCUCUCCAGUCGUUGGUGUUUUCCAGUGUGGUGUUUAACCUCUAACGUAACCACUAAACAGCUCCACGUUAACCGUUCCUCGUGUGUGCGUCCCGUGUGACCCAGCUGUCCGAGCCCAGGAGGCCGCCGGCCCCACGCCCGGGCAGCCCCAGCGCCGUGGCCGCUCUUUGAAUGGGGCGGCUCGGGUGGCGUUGCUGGAGCCCACGUUCAGAGAUAGAACGGGUGAAACAAGUCAAAACCAGAGCAUAAUAUCACAAGAUACCGCUGUGGUUCAGUAUAUUAUAACUGCCGUUUUAAUUUGUAUUAUGUGUACUCCUGCCAGAUAUUUAGACUUUGCUUUGCUUUUUUUUAACCCUUAUUUCCGUUACAGCAUUUUUCAGAAAUGCAUAUUUUGGUCACUCUUUUAAAAGUUCUGUGCACAUUGAUCAUUUCUGUUCUUUCAGUUUUUGUGGACAUAAGCUUUAUGUUUUACACCAGAAAAGGUAUUUAUUUUUUACGUUUUCUCUCUGGUAUAUCUCCUUCUUUCGGAUGAUGUGUAUGCAAAUCUUAAUUAAUUACCACUCCACUUUCUCUCUCACUUAAGCACUUUAAAUUUGCCUCUACUUCCCCCCCUCUGUGGAGAGGUGAUCUUGUGCAUGCUGACAUGUUAAGAGAGGCUACUGCACACGGGCAUUAAUGAUCUCCCAUUUCCGAUGACAGUUUCUUUUGUAUUAUUAAUCUUACUGGGGUUUAAGCUGUCCUUUCCCUUGAUCAGGUGCCGGUGUGUGUUGUGCCUCCCCCUCCCCAGCUUGCCCGCCGUGGCAAUAAGCUCACUGCCCUUUCCUUUCUCGUA
Molecule: messenger RNA, 5624 nt
Organism: Tyto alba (common barn owl)
Lineage: Eukaryota; Metazoa; Chordata; Aves; Strigiformes; Tytonidae
Gene: MAPT
Product: microtubule associated protein tau
Exons: 14
Coding region: 119-2272 (717 amino acids)
Biological process (GO): neuron projection development; microtubule cytoskeleton organization
Cellular component (GO): neuron projection
Molecular function (GO): microtubule binding
Source: RefSeq, a predicted model, not a curated record